Penicillium nucicola is the source of this 297-nucleotide messenger RNA. RefSeq lists its product as uncharacterized. The transcript has 2 exons. The record is from RefSeq and is a predicted model, not a curated record. Lineage: Eukaryota; Fungi; Ascomycota; Eurotiomycetes; Eurotiales; Aspergillaceae. Bases 1 to 297 code for a protein of 98 amino acids.
AUGCCUCCUCCGAACGUCAAGCGGUUGGUUUUGACUGGAGCAGUCACUGCAAUCACAAUAACAGGCACGCUCUAUGGUGCAGGUCUCAAAACCAAUCAGGAAAUUGCAGAGACAGUAAAGCAACGCCAAGAGUCUACUUUCGAUGAACAGAUGAAAGCUUUGCAGGGAAUGCGCUCGAAUCUCACAGCUCGGAGAGGUAUCCUCGAGAACCAAAUCCGAGACCUUGAUGCCAGGAUGCUUGAGAAGCAACAGAAAGGCAUUGGCGGAGACACAUCACAACCGCCUAAGGAACAAUGA